AUGUGUGGAGCUUCAUGGCCAGUGGAAGUGAGAGCUGCUGUGACAUCAGCAGCAUCAUGUGUGAAAGAUGAUCCAGUGCUGCUGACUGAGGCAGGCAGAGAAGAACGAGAUGGCAUUGGCAUUCCGGGGCAGCAGGCUGUGAAAGAGUGCAGAAGAUACAUUGACAAGGAUAUGAACCGCUGCUUCAACAGGGCCAUGCUGAGUUCUCCUAUUACAGACAGCAGCCCGUAUGAAGUCCGGCGCGCUCAGGAACUGAACAAUCUGCUGGGGCCGAAAGGAUCCACAGAUGCAAUGGACUUGAUCUGUGACCUUCAUAACACCACGGCUAACAUGGGCCUCACACUGAUCCAUUACACGACCAGUGACUGGGUGACUCUGCACAUCUGCAAAUACUUACAGACUAAGAUAACCAAAGUGCCUGUGAGAGUGCUGGUACUGGAUGUCCCGAUUAGUGAAGAAACUGUGAAGCCACUUUCUCCUAUUACAGACAGCAGCCCGUAUGAAGUCCGGCGCGCUCAGGAACUGAACAAUCUGCUGGGGCCGAAAGGAUCCACAGAUGCAAUCAACUUGAUCUGUGACCUUCAUAACACCACGGCUAACAUGGGCCUCACACUGAUCCAUUACACGACCAGUGACUGGGUGACUCUGCACAUCUGCAAAUACUUACAGACUAAGAUAACCAAAGUGCCUGUGAGAGUGCUGGUACUGGAUGUCCCGAUUAGUGAAGAAACUGUGAAGCCACUGUAUGAUUGUCUUUGGUGGAUGUCCUAUCAUAUACUCUAA
This is a messenger RNA of Sinocyclocheilus rhinocerous, 783 nucleotides long. RefSeq lists its product as uncharacterized. The transcript is spliced from 6 exons. Gene Ontology annotation, cellular component: cytosol. The record is from RefSeq and is a predicted model, not a curated record. Gene Ontology annotation, molecular function: hydrolase activity, acting on ester bonds; aminoacylase activity. Bases 1 to 783 code for a protein of 260 amino acids. NCBI's taxonomy places the organism in Eukaryota, Metazoa, Chordata, Actinopteri, Cypriniformes, Cyprinidae.